Messenger RNA from Geodia barretti, 1254 nucleotides. NCBI's taxonomy places the organism in Eukaryota, Metazoa, Porifera, Demospongiae, Tetractinellida, Geodiidae. The record is from the annotation of a GenBank genome assembly.
CUGUUUGCCUGGACGUGUGCCACUGUUGGCUACUUUGACCCAGCCCUACUAGACUGUAUAGCCGCUAGAGCACUCGGUAGUCUGGCCCACUUCAAUGCUCAGGACCUGGGCAACUUGAUGUACGCGUAUGCUCAGCUGGACCACCCGCACGGCCAGUUGGUGAGGGAGGUGACAGAGAGGUUUGUGUCUGAUGAGGCGAUGUUGAGAGAUGACGAUGCCUGUGUUAGUAUUGCCUGGGCCAACCUGGCCAUUGGACAGUACCCACUGCCAUUGCUGGAGCACCUCAUGGAACCUAACAGGGUCAGAUGUGUAAUUGAGACUGGAGACCAGAACAGCCUGAAUUUCCUGCUGCGACUCCAAGUCCUCCUGGCAGCAGAGCAACCUCACCUGGACCUCUCCCUCCCUCACGGGUCUGCAGUGUUUGCUCGUGCCCUCCUCCUGUCCCGAUGGUCCCACCCUCGCUCCAAACUCCUGACUAGCAUCACCAACGCCUUAUCCAAGAUCACAGGGAGCGACUCUAACUUUACUCUGGAGGCUCUCACCACCAGUCUACACUUUAUUGACAUUGAGAUUAUGCUUGACGACAGGGGUAACCCCAUCCCCGUGCCCAAUCACUGGCGGUCGUGGGCGGACCUGCAGAGCCUCAUAGACUCUCCCCUACUGUGUCCUAGGCUCCAGGAUCUCCUACGAAACCAAGUGUCUCGAAGAGAAGUCACAGAGCCAGACCAGAGUUUCAGUUUGGCUAGCGACUGGGCAAAGCUGGUGGGUGGUUCUCUAGAGGGCGUGGCUCGACGGGUGGCGGUGGAGGUGGACGGCCCCUGGCAUUACGCUGCAAAUUGCACCCACACACUCGGGAAGACUUUGUUGAAGCAUCGCAUCUUGAGGUGUCUUGGAUGGACUGUCAUAUCGAUCCCAUACUUUGAGUGGCAAGAGCUAAAGAGCAAGCAAGCACAGGUUGAGUUUCUCAGAACAAAACUUUUCACCACUUGCCACUAGUAUCUGCACAGUUUUUAGCACAGCUCUAUGUUAGUAAACAGAAAAUUUUCACAGCACUGUAAGUGGUAGGGAAAGCAGCUAGCUAGCGUUCUUUGCGGAGAUCACCCACGCACAAUAAUUCUGCGUAUGUUCACGCGUACUAGUAACUACUAUACACUGCGUUGAACGGGGGGAAGGCCCGGGUUCCGAGGCUACGCUUUGCUUCCUAAGAUAUCGCGCGGCGCGGCGCCACAUAGGUCGUCACGCGCAGUCGGGAAA